ACAAGGACGAAAAACAGCGAACUUGUUAUCGCAAUGAAAUUGUUAUUGCAUUGACAUAAAAUAGAAAAUUCUGUCAGUUACCUUACAUAGAAACCGUUGCUAUAGUCACCCUUCAAUAGUCACCCAGGAAAAGUCAAUGAAUCGUGUUAUGUGAUGUAUAAUAGAAACACAAUGAAAUAAAAGAUUAAAUUAACCAUGGCCUCGAAAACACCAGAAAAUGGAAACGACCAAGGCUCCGUGCAAAUAAAUAAAAAGAUUUUGGAACUGAAAAAGAAACUAUUGCUGGCUGAGGGUCAAAAGAAAGCGUACAUUGGUGAAUGGACUCAAAAGGAAAAGCAAAAUUCAGAUUUGGUAACCGAGCUGAAGAAGGACAUAAAAGAGUUAACAGGAAAACUUACAUACUUGAACAAUGCCAAUUCGCGAAAAAGUGUUGAAAAUCCGCAGGAGGUCGUUCGAAAAAUUCCUUAUCCACCAGGAGCGAAAACAGCAGAAGAGGCGGUGCAAAUAAUUGACCUGAAAUUUAUUGACUUAACGAAGCAGUUGGAUCUGCUGAACGACAAAUACUUAAAACGAAAAACAUUCUUCGACAAUUUGCUUGAACAAUACCACGAAGCAUUAGCUAAUAAAAAUGAUAAUCAAGAUCCGGCCGUCGAACACGUACCGAGCACAAUUGAAGAGGCCGAAAGUCGAAAGCUUAUUUGUCACUUGGAAAAUUCCAUACACAAAAAGACAACGCAAUGGAUGGAAGCCGAACACAUUUUUAAGAAAUAUAAGUCAAUCAAAGUGUCUCUGAUGGCUGAUUCCGAAAAAUUUGAAAAAUCUUUACUGGAAUUAGAAGAAGCAAUAACGGAUCAACAAGUCGAUAUAGCUAGAAUGCAACAAAUACACAACGAAGCUAUUCAGAUGAGGGAUGCCACGAAGAUUAUACUAAUGAGACAAGAACAUGCUGCGCAUGUAUCGACAAGAUCUAGGGAACGGCAAGCGUUCGACUUUCGACGCCAAGUUGAAGAACGAAAAGCAGAGCUAGAACGAUUGGAGCGAAAACUUUUCUCAACAGGCAAAGCCUUAGUCCAUCAGGGUAGUAUGGAAUCGACAACUGACCAACAAACGGGCAAAAAAGUUGGUAAACAAGAUUCGAAUGCACAAGCUCAAGAGAUGACUAGCGAAAUGGAAAUGGAGUUUAAAGCAUUGAUGGAGACGACUGGGGCAACGACAACAGUGGAAGUGCUCGAACGUUUCAUAGCACAAAAGGAAUCAACAUCACGCCUAAAUUAUCUGAGAACAGUGACUGAAGGUGAAAAAAAGCAUCUGGAAGUUCAAAGGGAAAUGCUUUUAUCUCAAUUAGAAACGUCGAAAUUUUCCGAUGUUAAAGAAAAUGAAAUAAAUCAAGAGCAAGUCGAACAAUUCAAAAACACCAUCAGCGAAGAACAACAACGCGAGGAACAGUGUAUGAAAUCAUACGCGCACACCAAUUAUGUCAUCAGUUCUAUCAAGUCAACUUUGUUGGACCUGGUUUUAAAAUUGCAAGAAGUAGAUGAAGCUAUAGAUCCCGUUCAAACAGUUGGCAGCAUCGACUUCCAAUUAGAAGAUUUAAUUAGUGGAAACAUUUCCAACGACUUGCUCUUGCGGAUACUCGAAGACAAAUUACGCAAGGGAUUAAUUUCAAGCGGUCAAGUGGAAAAAGAGACUUGUUUGGAUGAAGACGAUCUUGCUAUCAAAUUAGACGAACUUCAAGUUCCAACUCAACAGUCACCGUGUCCUACCACUCGACCAACUUCUGCAUUGGACGAAAGAGAACGGUUGCCACCACAAGCAUUUCCGACAUGUUAUUCCAAUUUAAUGGCUGGUCGCACUACAACAGGUCAAAUAUCGUCAGCAUCACCUGGUCAGGCAAAUCAGCCAGCACCAACCGAUGACGAAGGUGAUGUGCCAUCAAGAGGAUUCCUGAAACGACAGGCACAGUACAUUGUAGAUUCAAAAUCGCGACGUAAAGGAUUUAGAGUAGCGCGUCGUUGAAAAGAAAAAUGAAAAUUUGAAUUGUCCAAAUAACUCAAAUCAACGAUUCAGGAUCGCAGCAUUUGGAUUCAGAUAUCACAAUCGUACAUAUCAUGAAUAAGUCCUAGAGCCCAUUCAUUCAUAUUCACUUUGGUAUGGUGCAAUAACACAUUACCAAUGUUGGCAA
Bradysia coprophila is the source of this 2182-nucleotide messenger RNA. RefSeq names its product Coiled-coil domain containing protein 151 (gene CCDC151). Gene Ontology annotation, cellular component: ciliary rootlet; cilium; ciliary basal body. Lineage: Eukaryota; Metazoa; Arthropoda; Insecta; Diptera; Sciaridae. Gene Ontology annotation, biological process: outer dynein arm assembly; cilium movement. The record is from RefSeq and is a predicted model, not a curated record.